This is a messenger RNA of Suillus bovinus, 2159 nucleotides long. RefSeq lists its product as uncharacterized. Gene Ontology annotation, biological process: post-translational protein targeting to endoplasmic reticulum membrane. NCBI's taxonomy places the organism in Eukaryota, Fungi, Basidiomycota, Agaricomycetes, Boletales, Suillaceae. Bases 432 to 2006 code for a protein of 524 amino acids. Gene Ontology annotation, cellular component: TRC complex; membrane. Gene Ontology annotation, molecular function: molecular adaptor activity; protein binding. The record is from RefSeq and is a predicted model, not a curated record. The transcript has 12 exons.
GACCAUUAUAUCACUACAACGGUGUAAGUGGUGCUCGUGGUUGCUGCCUCUGCGAAAUAGCUAGACUGGUUUUAGCGUUGACCGUAUUCAAACUUUUAUUGCAGAGCUAAGCAACUGCAGAUCGGUCGAAGCGAUUCACAAAGAUUAAUCGAGGUAAUUGCAUACGCACGCAGAAACGUGUCUCAUCGACACUCAAAGUAAAAUCCUUGUAUCCACACAACUAAAGUCGUAAUAACUGACCUUCAAGUUGAAGGAGGUCAUUUGCCACUGAUUGGGUAAUGAAUGCCCCAGACACCUCGUGCCAAUUAUCGGUUUAAAAUCUGCGGAAACUGGUCGGAUGUGGCGGCUUUCAACUUGGUUUAAACUUCAUCGACCUUCGUACCACCACACGUCAAUCGCUCGAAACCUUUCAAGUUCCUGCUUUCUGAAACAUGUCGGAGCCGACAGCAGUACAGCUCAAGGACGAGGGCAAUGAGUUAUUUAGACAACAGGACUAUAUCGGGGCACUCGCAAAAUACACCCAGGCUAUUGCUCUGGACGACAAGAACGCUGUUCUACAUGCGAAUCGUGCUGCUUGCUAUCAUGGUGUCGUGUACAUGGAGAAGAUAUUAAUGCAUCUUCAGGCUACAGAGAUUGAUCCAGGUUAUGCCAAAGGGUGGUCGCGACUGGCAGCAUCUCGAGACGCCCUCUCGGACUGGGAGCGAAGUGCUAAAGCGUGGCAAAAGGCACUAGACACACUCCCCAAAACUAACCUCACUCCUGCAGAGAAACGGCAGAAAGAUCAGUAUAAAGCCGGUCUGGAUGCAGCUCAAACCCGUGGCAAGACCAUAAAGGACCCAUGUCUCGCUCGUAUGAAUGCCGCUGAUGGAAAGUUUCCUUGGCAAAUCGCGACGGAGAUGCUUCCUGAACUUCGGCAAGCGGGUCCCGAAAAACUUUCUAGUAGUGCUUGGGUGAUCUCACAUGCAUACGAGGAGUUCACGAAAGGGGUGGGAUUUAUGAAUGAAUUGAAAACAAUUCCUCAUCCUCAAGCUCCAGGAGGACUUGCCUAUAGCGGAAGUCUGAUGGGCUUGACGUAUUUGACCAAUGGUUUGAUGCGUGACGAGCGCGCGUUCCAUAUCAGUGACCCCGACUGGAUUACCAAGUACAAUAACCAAGUUAAAUUCGAAGCUACGGCUCGCCAAGCCUGGCACUCCGACGGAGUCGAAACUAUCAAGGAACGGGCACAGAAACGCCUGAAGGAAAAGGGUUGGAGUGAUGUACGCCCCGCUUUGUCAGUGACAGUUCGUGCAUGGAUAAUGAGAGGCAUGUUGGAAGGCCGUAUGAGAGACGCACCUGAGACUGGUGUUCAGUUUUUGAAACGAGCUAUUGACUUGCUUGAAUGGGGACGAAAUGUUUGGAAGAAUGUGCCCAAAGAUGAUCGUGGGGCGAUUUUCCAGGAUACGUUUUUGCGAGGCGUGCGUAGCUUGCACCUCAAGAUGUUUAUGGACGCUUACGGCACCGACCCUGGCUUGAACUCUAAAUAUCCCCUUGAACAUCUGAAGGAAGAAGCUGAAGACCUCCUUAAAGAGGAGGAAAUUGACCCCGGCAUGGUAUCCUCUUUUUACAUCUAUCCUGCCGCAGUCGCUCAUACGAUGAUAGGAUUCUAUCAUGCACAGACAGCUCAAUUCAGCGAUGAUGCUUUCGCGUCGUGUCUUAGCUAUGCGAAUGGGGCAAAGGCGUAUGCGCAGGCAGCCAAAACAUACCCCGAGGAUGACGAACAUCAUGCGUUUUACUUGACCUGUGCUAUGAAUUGUAUGCGAAGUGCGGGUGUCUCUAUUCACGACUUCAAUGCAGUCGCCGUUAGUAUGCGGGCAGCCGUGCCCAAGAUGAUGAAGAUAUGGGCGAUCUCUGCUCUGCAGCAAGGUGGGCGAGACGAUAAAAUACAAGCAAACUUGCGCAUCGCAGAUGAUCUGAUGAAGCUUGUGGAUGAAGGAAAGUUAACAAUGAAAGAUCCUGUGCCUUUGUGAUCAUUAGGCUUGUACAUACCUCACUUGUGUAAUUAUAUGUUGCACCUUUUACGCGGGAGGACACGAGUAAUAGAUGCACAAGUUACACAACCGUGACAUGAAUUCGACGGGUUACUGUUUUUGGUAGUCAUGUAACUUUUCCACAAGUUUCUC